This is a messenger RNA of Nannospalax galili (Upper Galilee mountains blind mole rat), 2000 nucleotides long. RefSeq names its product immediate early response 5 (gene Ier5). Lineage: Eukaryota; Metazoa; Chordata; Mammalia; Rodentia; Spalacidae. The record is from RefSeq and is a predicted model, not a curated record. The coding region runs from base 152 to 1030 and encodes 292 amino acids. The transcript has a single exon.
GGUUGUUCCCCUUACGGAGCUUUCUCCCAGCUACUGAGGACGCCGCGCAGAGGCAGACCUGCUCACGCCUCUCUCUCCUCUCCCAGCUUCGCCACGCGAGCCGGCGCUCAUCCUUGUCACCUGGGCGCCCACCCGGAAAAGCGGAGGCAGAAUGGAGUUCAAGCUGGAGGCACACCGCAUCGUCAGCAUCUCUCUGGGCAAGAUCUACAACUCCCGGGUCCAGCGCGGGGGCAUCAAGCUGCACAAGAACCUCCUGGUGUCGUUGGUGCUGCGCAGCGCCCGCCAGGUCUACUUGAGUGACCCGUGUCCUGGCCUUUACCUGGCCGGUCCCGCGGGGACCCCGGCAGUAGCGCCCCCGCAGCAGCCUGGAGAGCCGGUAGCCGGGCCGCCCCCGGGCUGGGGAGACCCCCCCCCGCCAGCCGGCCCCGCCGCGUGGCCGGAGCCCGAGCCGCAGCCGCAGCAGCAGCCGGAGCCCGAGCCUGAGCGCCCCGCCGAGAGCGACGGGCCGGGAGCGGAGAGCGCGGAGUCGGUGGUGGCCGUAGCGGAGGACGCGGUCAUGGGCGCAGAGGCGGCGGCCGCCUGGAGCCGCGUGGAACGUCCACGUGGAGCCGUGACUGUUGAGGGGUCGGACGUGAUCCCCGAGGGCCCCCGAGCCGGGGAGUCCCAGUCGGUUGCGCCGCCCGCCGUGUGCCCCAGGAAACGCGGGGCUGCGGGGGUGGGCGGAGGCCGCACGGGCUGCGCUAUGCCCGGCUCUACCCCGCUCAAGAAGCCGCGCCGGAACUUGGAGGAGCAGCCGGCUGGGGGCGAGGAGGAGGGCGAGGAGGAGAUGGAGACAGGGAACGUGGCUAACCUCAUCAGCAUCUUCGGCUCCAGCUUCUCCGGACUCUUACGGAAAAGCCCCGGGGGCGGUCGGGAGGAAGAGGAGGCCGACGAGGGCGGCCCGGAAGCCGCGGAGCCCGGGCAGAUCUGCUGCGAUAAGCCGGUGCUGAGAGACAUGAACCCCUGGAGCACAGCCAUCGUGGCCUUCUGAACCCCCUUCCCCCGGCCCCCCGAGCGGGCUGAGCUUGAGCAGCGGGCGUCCCCGAAGUGAGGGGCCGGGCCUCUCUCCCGGCCGUGAGGACGCCGUGAGACCGCAGGCGCUGAGCGCGUUGGGGAGACUGGGUGCUGCCGGGCAGCACUUAGCUCCCGGCGGGGCAGCACGGCUGUGCCGUGGCUCUCGAGUCUCAUCCCGAGACGUGGAGUUGGAGGCUUAUUGGAAGAGGACGAUCGGUCGAUAACUUUGGUGUCUGUGUGUGUAUAUGUGUUCUAAGUUUGUCUUGUGUUAAGACUGUUCUGUCCUUCUGGAAUGCACCACCCGGUCCCGGGGCUCAAGACUUUGGGGGCCAGACAGGGACUUUCCUCUGGCAGCAGCACAGAGAAGGAAGCGGCUGAAAGGCUUGAGGCAGGGGAGUUCCCCGGUCGAUCUUGGGGAAGAGAGGGACUUUACACACACCUCUGAAAGCUAGAACCGCACCGGAGUGGCGUUUCCUCCCAGGAUUUCUUCAGACUAGAGGGAGUCUGGAAGUGAGACUUGUAUUUUUUUCUCCCUCCCCACCUUUCUCUGGCACAGAAGAAACGCUUCUACCCUGUGAUUACUCUGGGAAAGGGAACAUUAAGGGACUUGCAAUUCCCCACAGGGGAAUAAAGCUUGCUGAACUUCACGGAAGAGUUCAAGCUUGGAAAUACGGAGUUUAUAGAGAAAAGAUAUAUUUUUAAAAGCUCUAGCUCAGAACUAUUACACAGUGCUUUUAAAAAGUGUUUAAUGAAACAAAGUUUACAGAUAAGCCCGAAGUGGAAAGACCUCACGGUUUUGUAGAUAUGGUGACUCCAGUCUUUGUUGUAAAAAGGUUGGGGAGCUGAUAAGGUUUUUGUACAGUAUUUUCUCCUUCUCUGUAUUGAUUUUUGUAUAAAAAUGUAACUUUACGUGUCUAACACGUAUUAAAUAUUUUGAAGCAACUUCA